AUGACAUCGGUGAUACCUCGAUCGUCUCACGCAUCAAUCGUCACAGGAUCCACUUUGGAUCCGUUUAAUCAAGAAAACUAUCAUCGAUACUCAGGCAGUAUAGGAGCACCUUAUGACCGCAGUCGAACCCAUUCUAGAGUGGUCUCACAAUCAAACCCAUUUGAAGUCAUUUAUUCUAACCAGGAUUUAACAUUUGACUCAACAGCUCACCCAAACUUGACGGUACCGAGACAAACACGCUCAACUCGACAAUUGCACCAACAUUCACCAUGGCAUAGUCAGUCGAACUAUGACCUCAUAGCAGAAAACAUUGAGACAGGAAGAAGCUUCAUUAGCGAAAUUGUGAACAGUAGCAACGAUAGUCUGGGCAAUCCUGUGGUGACAGUUGUGGGGUCGCCUUCAUUGAAUAGAUCUGGUUCCCGAAUUUCGCGGCUGGCUACAUUGAGAAACAGAAAUAGAAUCAAACAGAGAAACAAGACAGUAAAGAGGAAGGAUCUUCUUAAGGACGAGCUAGAAUCUAAACCUAGCGAUGAGAAACAGAAACCCAAAACGGAGAAAACUUCAUGGUUUAGCUGGCCUAAAUUCACCUUCCCUGUUUUACGAAAGCGAUCGUUAAAAUAUCGAUCUGUACACAAUGGACAAACACCAAACUUUACCACUAGACAUGAAUUUUUGAAUUUUGUGCAAAUGAGCAACUACAACCAAGUAGUUGGUUCUCAUCUACCUCAAAGGAUGAAAAUGUGGAACUACACGCAAAUCUUACAUCCCCAUCCACUAUUACAUUGGCACGUCGAAGAUUUUGCAAGAAAAAAGCCAGCAGUGAAGUCUAGCCAUGUACAUUCGCGUACUACAUCAAUGAGCGUUGUUGAUAUUCUAUACCAAAAUUAUAAAGCGCGGGCAUUUGAAGUGGCCCAAAGGAGCUACUCAAAAAACAAAAGUGGGCUAGAGUAUAUGAAGGUUCCGCCUCCCUUUCAGAAAUUAUACCCUCAAGACGCCAUACUUUUAUCAAAAAGAGAAGUUCAUCAACUAAACACCAAAUUGUUAGUUGAGAUCUUGUUCCGAAGGACAGUGGCUGCAAAAAUGGAAUACAGAUUGAAACAAAAUGGGAUUGAGUUCAAUGCUGCCGCUCUGAGCUCGUCGCUGUCAUCCUCAUCGUCCUCCUCAUCGUCCUCCUCAUCUCCAUCCAGAUCAACUCCAAACUCGUCAUCUCAACGUGGUACCAAGGGUAAGAAGCACAAACCGCGUCGUUCAAACUCCCCAGAAGACUCGGGAGCAUCCCAUAAUUCCAAUUUAAUCUUGCAAAAUAGACCUAUUGCGAAGGAUGUUAACACCCACUCUAAUGAUCAAUCACCAAAAGAUAUAAGCGAAGUAUACCAUAAAUUGCAUUCUAAUUCAAACACAUCGAGCAACCAUCUGUUCCUAGUCAAUCCAUUCACGUUAGAUCCCAAAACAAACAGCAUUGCCAAAUAUGCCAACACGGCUUACACUCAGCAUCAUCAGCCUGUCGGAGAUGGGCCAAGCACCAUGUACGAAUUAACACCACACCGGAAUAGAUCGCUGUCAACUUUGAGUUCCAACGAGCCCACUUAUGACUCAUCUGCUUCAAGUGGUUAUAAAGACAGUUCUCCCCGUGUUAAUGGUACAGAUUCGUAUAGGGGCUCGACCUCGACUGAGUCAAGGGACAAAGCGAGGAAGUCGGAAAGUACGACAAACACAUCAAUCUUGCAUUAUUUGGAUAACUUAUCACUGGACAUUAAUUCCCUAUUGGAAGAGGUUGAUCCAGAUUAUGAUGGCAGUAGACCAGAGGUGAGAGGAAAAGAACUGUUACCAAGUGCUCCAUCGACAUCGAAGCUAGGAUCUCGACGUACAGUACCGAAAAAUAUCGUUGAACCUGACAGUAUUAUUGAAAAAUUAAAUGAGUUCGAUUUGCAGAUUACAUCACUGAAAAUCGACAUGUCUGGCUCAUAUGCUCAACGUCAUCAAAGAUCUGAAAAUGUUCAGAACACGCAACAGACGUCAAGCACAGGCAUACCGCGGAAUGUGGAAGCAGUAAGUGAUGAAUUACAAACUAUAUUCAGUCCCGAGAAUCCUGAUUCCGUUACCCAAAGACAAGAAACAGUAGAGGAAAUUAUUGUUGAUGCGUUAGGGGGAGAUUAUGUUGAUGGUUUGAAUACACAUCCUUCUACUAUUAUACCUCAAGAUGUAGUGUUGAAUGCAGAUAUAGCCAAUACCGGAAGACUAGCCGAAGACAAGAGUUUGUUGGCUGAUAAAGAAACAGAGGAUGAGGAGCAGGUGGAUGAAGAGAUAUAUACAGAACAAGGACAAUUCUCGUUUUGGUCGCACUUUGUUGGUAUUAUUAGAAAAAGUGCCAUAAAUUUGGUGUUGCCAUUCAUUAAUGGUAUGAUGUUGGGCUUCGGAGAGAUCUUGGCCCACGAAAUCGGGUUCCACUAUCACUGGCACGGGGCAAAAGUUGAGCCACCUAGACGGCUAGCGCAAAGAAGAUUGCAAGAAGCAGGAUCAAAGUAUUUGUAA
Molecule: messenger RNA, 2532 nt
Organism: Lodderomyces margitis
Lineage: Eukaryota; Fungi; Ascomycota; Pichiomycetes; Serinales; Debaryomycetaceae
Exons: 2
Coding region: 1-2532 (843 amino acids)
Biological process (GO): protein insertion into mitochondrial outer membrane; mitochondrial outer membrane translocase complex assembly
Cellular component (GO): mitochondrial outer membrane
Source: RefSeq, a predicted model, not a curated record